This is a messenger RNA of Neocloeon triangulifer, 1509 nucleotides long. RefSeq names its product carboxypeptidase B-like. The record is from RefSeq and is a predicted model, not a curated record. NCBI's taxonomy places the organism in Eukaryota, Metazoa, Arthropoda, Insecta, Ephemeroptera, Baetidae. Bases 39 to 1298 code for a protein of 419 amino acids. Gene Ontology annotation, molecular function: zinc ion binding; metallocarboxypeptidase activity. Gene Ontology annotation, biological process: proteolysis. The transcript has 9 exons.
CAGCGGUUAAAUUUGAUGAGGCAGAAAGAUAAUUUGCUAUGAUGGAGUCGUGGAAAGUAGCUUUGUUAUUGGCUUUUUUCGCCCCUUCUGUUUUAACUUAUAAAACAUACAAUGGAUACAAAGUUCUUCGUGUGGGACCAGUCGAAAUGGAUUAUUUUGAAGCCUUCGCUGAAUUAGAGCAUGACCCGAGAUUUGACUUUUGGUCGCGACCGCGCCUUGGCAAUGACAAUUUGGUAAUGGUGUCGGGAGAUGAACUAAGUGACUUGACGAAAAAACUGAUUAAAUUGGAUAUUGAAUUCUCAAUUUUUAUUGACGAUGUUGGCCCCACCGUCUCUAAAGAAAUAAAAGAGCACGAGUUUUUGAAAUCGAUUACGCGUGAGACAAAUUCAAGAAAUAUAACGUUUGAAAGAUUUAUGGAGUUUGCUGAAAUUCAAGCGUAUAUUGACGAAAUGCAUUCUGCCUACCCAAAUUUGACCGCAGUCGUUGAUUUGGAGACGACUUUUCAAGGGAGACAAAUCCGAGCUUUACAUCUUUCUAAUGGACCGGGAAAAAGAAUGGUGAUGAUGGACUGCGCCCUGCACGCUAGAGAGUGGAUGGCGCCGCCCGUCUGCUUGAAAACCAUAAUGGAACUUUUGGAUAAUUACAACGUGAAUAAAGAGCUGCUGGAUUUGGCCGACUGGUGGAUAGUGCCGGUGGCAAAUCCAGACGGAUACGUCUACUCAUUUGAAAAAGACAGAUUUUGGAGGAAGAAUCGCAAAAUUAACUUUCCUUCACCAUGCCUCGGAGUUGAUCCAAAUCGGAAUUACGACUUUUACUGGGGAGGUGAGAACGUGUCCGAUCCUUGCAGUUUAACCUACCCUGGCACGGGUCCAUUCAGCGAAAAAGAGAGCAGGGCCGUGGGAAAUCAAUUACUGGCGCAGUCGGGAAACAUUGCCAUUUACCUCGCUAUACACAGCUAUGGAGAGUUAAUAGUUUAUCCCUGGGGAUAUACCACUGAUCCACCACCUAAUGCUGCUGAGUUGCACGCCACUGGAAAAGAGGCAGCCGCCGCCGUUUUUGCGCACCGCGGCAUGGAGUACACAACAGGCACCUCUGCAGGACUACUUUACCCGCAGUUUGGUGCAGCAGACGACUUUGCAUUAGGGGUGGCCAACGUCCCUUACUCGUACACUUGGGAGCUACCUGGAGGAGGUACGGGUGGUUUCAACCCUCCCGCGUCUGAUAUCAUCCCUGUUGUGACGGAAACUUGGGAUGGAAUUAAAAGCAUGAUUCGUCGAGCGACGGCAGCCAGAGAAUAAAGAAGGAUUUUAUUAUAUUGAGUUUAUAUUUUUCCAGCUGCAUAAAAAGUUCUAAACAGCGUGAAAAACUUGAAUUUUUAGCUAAAUUAAGUAAAAGUAGCGUCAGUAGAUUAAAUAAAAUAAUCACAAUUUGCACGACUCAGCGGCUGUAUGAAAGUAAAUUUUUUUUGUCCGGUUGCCUCCUUUAAGCACCCUUUAAAUCUAAAUUUUC